Molecule: messenger RNA, 468 nt
Organism: Colletotrichum higginsianum IMI 349063
Lineage: Eukaryota; Fungi; Ascomycota; Sordariomycetes; Glomerellales; Glomerellaceae
Product: 6-O-methylguanine DNA methyltransferase
Exons: 2
Coding region: 1-468 (155 amino acids)
Biological process (GO): DNA repair
Molecular function (GO): catalytic activity
Source: RefSeq, a predicted model, not a curated record
AUGCCCCGCACUGACGAGGCCGAGGCCUUCUUCCACGCCGUCUACACCGCCGUCCAGGAGAUCCCCGCCGGCAAGGUGACGACCUACGGCCACAUCGCCAGGCUUAUCGGAACCCGUGAGUCUGGCCCCUUACACUCCCUCCCCCCCACCCCCCUUCUCCAUCGCGUUCGCCUCGCUCAUGUCAUCUCAGCCGAACGGCCCCGCCAGGUCGGCAUCUGCCUCAAACACCUCCCCACCGACCCGGCCUCGCGCUUCAACAACGAGACCGUCCCGUGGCAGCGCGUCAUCAACGCAAAGGGCACAAUCUCGCCGCGCUCUCAACCCUCCGGCGCCCGUAGCCAGGCCGCCGCUCUCGAGGCCGAGGACGUCGAGGUCUCACAAACGGCCAUAGGCGAGUUUCAGGUGGACUUCAAGACUUAUGGCUGGUUUCCUGAGACCCUCCCCUCUGAGCAGGGUCAGGAGCAGUGA